AUGAAGUUCUCCGCAACAGCCGUCCUCGCCAUAGCCCUCUCCAUCACCAGCGUGCUGGGGCAACAGACGCAGGUAUUAAAGCAAGGUCAACCCACCUGCACGGGCAACUACUUCAAGAUGAUGAACCUCAACCGCAAGUGGAUGAUCCACGCCAUGGUCCCCGACGUCGACAAGAUCCCCGACAUCUGCGGCGGUCUCUGGGACAACCUCAAGAAAUUCCCGGUAUGCGCCCCGAGCCCGGACUCCGGCUGCGAGAACAAGUGGGAGGGCAUCAUGACCUGGCGCUUCGCGACGGUGGGGAUUUGCAACGAGGGUAUGGUCGGUGCCGCGUGGUGGGAGGCCACCAGGAACAAGUUUGGCCCACUCAAGUGUACGAGCAAGAAGAGGAUGUGA
Colletotrichum abscissum is the source of this 393-nucleotide messenger RNA. RefSeq lists its product as uncharacterized. Bases 1 to 393 code for a protein of 130 amino acids. The record is from RefSeq and is a predicted model, not a curated record. Lineage: Eukaryota; Fungi; Ascomycota; Sordariomycetes; Glomerellales; Glomerellaceae. The transcript has a single exon.